AUGGCGGUACUCGCUGCCAUUCUACCCGUCGUAUCGAGGAGUUCGGCUCUGGCGCUGGGCUUGUUCAGGAUAGCGGCUGAAUCACCUGAGGCUGCCCAGGAGCUCGUCGCUGUCGCGAAUAAGAUUAAUGCUUUUGCGAGUAUACUCAAGCAGGUUGGGACCAUUAUCAAGGAGGACGAUCGCUUGCCUUCGCCAGAGGCCGUUGAUGCGUUGGACGACGUCAUAGAGCAAUCCCAACAUGUCUUGACCAGCUUCGAAUCAGCCACAUCAAUCGAGGGAACCCAGCAUCAUGGCCGAAGAGAUAGUGCUAGUUCUGUGGGAAGCACUGGAUCCCAGCCGGACCCAUCUACGAAGACAAGGUUGGCAUACCUGAUGGCUCAUCUUGAAGCUUUGAGUACGACUUUGUCCGUCUUGCUUCAGACAUUAUACACUGCACAAAGCAUCAUGUGGUCAAAACUUCGUCCUACGGUUUCGCCACAGCAAGCUGCCAGAGUUGUUGACCAUGAAAAAACUCAACUAGAGACUCUCAUCAUUCAGCAACAACUGGCAAUACUAUUUGCCUUGACUAUUUUCGAAACUUCCUCGAAAUCAGAUGCGCGCACAAUGGAAGAAGAAAGCCCACAAAGUCUGAUCAGCACGGAUAAAGACCAAACGCCCAAGCCAUCCAAUCUCUAUCCAUACCACAAUAAAGAGUUAUUCAACCUUGAUACAUCAGGGUCUAAUGGCCUGCCUUCUGUAUGCAAGAUUUCUGCAUCACAGGCCGAACACCUGCUUCAUCAGUGGACCAGUUUGCGUCAGUUCGAAAGGCGUCUUGAGGACGAAGAACACGAACAACGGAGACAAAGACAGCAGGCUCAACAAGCCACUGUUGAAUCAGAUAGCGAGGAAGACCACAGCAAACGUUCUAAGAAACUGGGCGAUGGUGUAUGGCGAUCACGCAGAUCACCAAGUGUACAACCGUUAUUCACAGCGAAGAAUAUGCCCAGUCCAGAGUCGGAGAAGCAGUUUGGUCCUCAGGCACCCCGAACACCCGCAGACACGCCUCAUACACCUCAAACAAGUAUCUCAACAACUUCAUCAUCAGGGAACAGUUCAGGAGGUCCCCCGGUCGAUGCCGCUGCCGCCGUCGAAGCCAAGGAAGACGCCAUCGAAGCCGAUCUUGAAAUACCCUGGAGGCUGUGCACGCGGAAAUACCAUUGGCGAUUUAUCGAUGCCAAGCAGGUCGACUCCAACACCGAUCAACCGCCAUCAGUUGCCUUUGCAGAGCGCAACAGCUGGACCGAGAUCAUGGCGAGCUGGGUGUGCAAAGAAGCCAUCCAAGAAGCGCGGCUGCCAUUCACCCAAGUUCAGAAAGAGAAGCAAGAUGGUCGAAGAACCACAUUUGAGACAUGCUUCUGCAUUGCGCGGCCACUGCAAUUCGACCAAGUCAACCGUCUCGUAGAACGCACAGUUGAGAUAUACCGGGAAAAUGCACCGCCUACUCCGCCAGCUCAGCCAAAGGCUAGAUCAUCAUCUUUCCACCAACCAUCAGUCAGUGGUAAGAAAGGCAAUCAUUUCGAUCAAACUCGUACACCGGUAACCAGAGCCACACAUCCACCUCUCGAUCGCGCAAAGAGACUUGCACCAGGAGGAUUACCAUCAGGAGGACUUGCACCACCAGGAGUACCACCCCCACCGCUAGACCGUUCCAAGUCGACACCAGGCCCAGGCCUCGUGCCUCCACUCCCCCAAACCGCCAUAAACUCACGCACCCCAAACCUGCAAAUCCCAGUUCCCACAGGACAGCACUACAGCCACCAUGCUCCGACACUUUCUCACUCUCCGCGACACGCAUAUUACUCACAGCAAGCCAGCGGGUACCCCACACAGCCAAUGCAGGCCAGUGCACCACCAUACUAUCCCCAUCCACACAUCCCAAGUUCCGCCUCAACGCCAGCCACAAUCCCCCCACCCCCACCGCCAUCCCGCCACUACUACAACACGGACACCAACACAGAAACCGACACAGACACCGACACGCCAACUUCUGACUCUGAACCCUCGCGUCCGCAUCGCACCAGACGCUCCGCCGAGCGCAGCCGCUCCCGCUACGCAGAUCGGUAUGCAGAUCGGCCGGCGCCGAGGCGGAGUUAUGAAACGAGGAGAAAGAAGAAGAAGAAGGCGAGUGCGGGGGCGCUGUUGGGUGUUGGGGGUUUGACUGCGUUGUUGGAUGGGUUGGGGGGACUGUAG
Molecule: messenger RNA, 2229 nt
Organism: Exserohilum turcica Et28A
Lineage: Eukaryota; Fungi; Ascomycota; Dothideomycetes; Pleosporales; Pleosporaceae
Exons: 5
Coding region: 1-2229 (742 amino acids)
Source: RefSeq, a predicted model, not a curated record